Molecule: messenger RNA, 747 nt
Organism: Brenthis ino (lesser marbled fritillary)
Lineage: Eukaryota; Metazoa; Arthropoda; Insecta; Lepidoptera; Nymphalidae
Source: the annotation of a GenBank genome assembly
AUGGUUUUGCGAUUAAUUAUUGUCUUUUUAAGUAUAGUAGUAACUUGUUUAGGAUCAGUUGGUAUUGAUAACUACAUAAAAAUAUGUAAUCGAAACUCUCCGGACGUAAACGAUUGUCUAGUGGAAGCAGUGCAAGAUGGCAUUGCCGCUAUGGCUGGCGGUAUAAAAGAAAUCGGUGUACCUCCCGUUGACCCUUAUUUUCAAAAGGAACAAGGUUUUGAAUACAAGAAUAAUCAGAUACAAGCUAAGAUGGUUACCACAGAUAUUCUGGUACACGGUUUAAGACAUGCUACUGUUCGCGAUGCGAGGUUGAGAGCCGAAGACGAUAAUUUCCAUCUAGAAAUAGAUAUGUUUAGCCCUGCCAUUUCAAUAAGUGGUAAAUAUGAAGGCCAUGGCGGUUACAAUUCUUUGAACAUUACCGCGCACGGAACUUUUGUAACAAAUAUGACUAACUUAGUAUACACGUGGAAACUGGAUGGAAAACCAGAAACCAUAAACAACGAAGUGUUUGUAAGAAUCAAAUCAUUCUAUAUGCGGCCAGAUGUUGGUAAUAUGCAAAUUUUCCUUACCAAUAAAUCCCCCGAAAGUAAAGAUUUAACCGAACUCGGCGUAAAGCUUGUUAACGAGAACUGGAGGAUAAUGUACAAAGAGUUAGUACCUUACGCUCAGGCCAAUUGGAAUAAAAUAGGCACUAAAGUUGCUAAUAAAAUAUUCCUGAAAGUACCUUACAAUAAGUUAUUCCCAGUU